GGUUGAAGAAGUUGGAGAAGGCAGUUGCAGACUUCGCGGCACUCUUUCUUCCGUUCUCCGAUCGGCCACGGCGUAGCCGCGUAGGCGUAGAAUUACAGAGUAGCACCAACGAAACGGUGGCGUUUCAGUCAUGGGAGCUUCAGAGUCUGCCCUUUCAAGCUCACAGAGGCCUGCCGAUGAAAUCACGACCGUGACGGAGCGAUCGGAAGUCGCCGAUCCUAUCUUAGAGAGGCUCAAAUCCCUCAAAAUAUCGACGCCAAUACUGACGUCGCCGCCGACCGAGAGCAGCUUGACCGACAUUCUAGUGAGGAAACCUUCAUCUUCGGCUCCAAGUACUGUGGAUCCUAAGGUGUUAUUGGAACUAUUCUCAAUGUACCGUGACUAUCAGGAGGAGAAGGCCAAGAAAAUUAGCAAAAACCAGGAAGAAAUAGAAAACAAGAUUGAAGUUGCAGAUGCCUUGGCUGUUAAGCUUCUUCAACGUCUUAACUACUCAGUAGCAGCAAUGAAGAUCACUUCACAGAAUUUAUCAGAGGUUCAUGCAUUGCAGGUGGAGAUUGGGGAACUUAAAGGGAGGUUGACAGAAGUUAUUAGCAAUUGUGAUGCAUUAUGCAGGAGAAUAGCAACAGAAGGACCAGAAUCUCUUCGGUCAUCCGUUAAGCCAUUUGCAGUCGCCGCAGCUAGUCCAGAAAAUGGUUCUGGCUCAUCUUCUCUACAAAGCGUGAUUCAAAUUCAAAGAAGCCCACCUUCAGAAACCCAAAGCGUGAUUCAAAUUCAAAGAUUCCCACCUUCAGAAACCAAGUUAGACUGACAUUUUGGCAUUUUCUUUCUUUCUACACGCUUGAAUUGAGUUUUAGAUUCCUGAUCACAAUUGUUCUAUUCUUUUGUUGGACUAGUAAUGUUUUGGAACUGAAGAAAACAACCAAUGAAGUUAUAUAUAUACUGAUUUUGAUUCA
Messenger RNA from Morus notabilis, 953 nucleotides. RefSeq lists its product as uncharacterized. The record is from RefSeq and is a predicted model, not a curated record. The coding region runs from base 131 to 808 and encodes 225 amino acids. The transcript is spliced from 6 exons. Lineage: Eukaryota; Viridiplantae; Streptophyta; Magnoliopsida; Rosales; Moraceae.